Messenger RNA from Sardina pilchardus (European sardine), 5421 nucleotides. It is a transcript of the gene pank4, whose product is annotated as pantothenate kinase 4 (inactive). Gene Ontology annotation, cellular component: nucleus; cytosol. Bases 1 to 2331 code for a protein of 776 amino acids. Gene Ontology annotation, biological process: coenzyme A biosynthetic process. NCBI's taxonomy places the organism in Eukaryota, Metazoa, Chordata, Actinopteri, Clupeiformes, Clupeidae. Gene Ontology annotation, molecular function: pantothenate kinase activity; ATP binding. The record is from RefSeq and is a predicted model, not a curated record. The transcript has 19 exons.
AUGGCGGGCCACGUUGGUGGGAGCGAAGGGGGAAGUAAUAGCAUGGAUAAAAGCAUUACUCUACCACCGGACGAAAUCUUUCGGAAUUUAGAAAAUGCAAAGAGAUUCGCUAUUGAUAUAGGUGGUUCAUUGACAAAGCUCGCGUAUUAUUCUACUGUGCAGCACAAAGUGGCCAAAGUGAGGUCAUUUGAUCAUUCGGUCAAGGAAGCAGAGGGGGAUCCGCUGUAUGAAAUUUCUGUGCAAGAGGAGAUCACCGCUCGACUCCACUUCAUCAAGUUUGAGAAUGCGUACAUCGAAACCUGCCUGGACUUCAUUAAAGACCACCUGGUUAACACUGACACCAAAGUCAUCAAAGCCACAGGCGGAGGGGCGUACAAGUUCAAGGACCUGAUCGAGAAGAAGCUCAAACUCAAAGUUGACAAAGAGGAUGAAAUGACAUGCCUGAUCAAAGGCUGUAACUUUGUCCUGAAGAACAUCCCCCAUGAGGCUUUUGUCUAUGCCAAACAUGCGGACCCAGAGUUCCGCUUCCAGAACACACACCCCGACAUCUUCCCUUACCUGCUUAUCAACAUUGGCUCAGGGGUGUCCAUUGUUAAGGUUGAAUCGGAAGACAAAUUUGAGCGCAUAGGAGGAAGUUCCAUCGGUGGGGGGACUUUCUGGGGACUUGGGGCUUUGCUCACCAAAACAAAGAGGUUUGACGAGCUCCUUCAGCUGGCGUCCAGAGGGCAGCACUCCAAUGUGGACAUGCUGGUCAAGGAUAUCUAUGGGGGGGCCUACGAGUCCUUGGGCUUAACUGGUGACCUCAUCGCCAGCAGCUUUGGGAAAUCAGCCACUGCAGACAAACAGUUCUCCAAAGCAGACAUGGCCAAGAGCCUGCUGCACAUGAUCAGCAAUGACAUCGGCCAGUUGGCCUGCCUGUACGCACGGCUGCACAACCUCAGCAGGGUCUACUUUGGGGGCUUCUUCAUCCGCGGUCACCCCGUCACCAUGCACACCAUCACCUACAGCAUCAACUUCUUCACCAAGGGAGAGGUCCAAGCGCUCUUCCUCAGACAUGAGGGCUAUCUGGGAACCAUUGGAGCUUUCCUCAAAGGAGCAGAGGAGGACAACCCUAACCAGUACAGCUGGGGAGAGAACUACGCGGGGAGUUCCGGACUCAUGAGUGUGUCUCCAGACAUCAACCCCAUGCAGCGCGCCCGCAGUGGAACCUUUGACAUGCUGGAAAUGGACCGGCUGGACAGGCAGCUGGUCAACCUGCCGCUGCUGCAGGACCCAUCCUCUUACAUCCCCGACACGAUGGACCUCACCGAGGACUCCCACGCCAGAGAGUACUGGCUCUACUGCUUCGAGGAGGCCCUGGAUGGGGUGGUGAAGCGCGCCGUGGCGAGCCAGCCAGACCUCCCGGAGGCGGCGGAGCAAGCCGAGAAGUUCCGGCAGAAAUACCGGCACAAGCUGCAGACGCUUCGCCAGCAGCCUUUUGCUUAUGGAUCCCUCACUGUCCGAAGUCUGUUAGACACAAGGGAGCACUGCUUAAAUGAGUUCAACUUUCCCGACCCCUACUCAAAGAUUAAGCAGCGCGAGAAUGACAUGGCGCUGAAGUACUACCAGAAGGUGGUGCGGGCCCUGGAGGACCUGAGCUGGGAGCAGAGGCAGUUUGCCUUGGUCCGUGGCCUGCUGGCGGGCAACGUGUUUGACUGGGGAGCCAAAGCCGUCUCUGAUGUUCUAGAGACAGACCCAGGGUUUGGUUUUGAACAGGCAAAGCAACAGUUGCAAGAAAGACCAUGGCUUGUGGAUGCCUAUAACCAGUGGAUUGAGAGGUUGAAGGGCGAGCCUCAUAAAUGUGCAUUGUUUUUCGUAGAUAAUAGUGGGAUAGACAUCAUAUUGGGAGUUUUCCCAUUUGUUAGAGAACUCCUCCUCCGUGGCACACAGGUUGUGUUCGCCAGUAAUUCUGGUCCAGCUCUGAAUGACGUGACUAACAACGAGCUGCAGAUUUUGACGGAGCGCAUCGCUGGCAUGGACCCGGUUAUCCAGUCUGCUAUCAAGGAUGACCGGCUAACUCUGGUUCAGAGUGGUUCCAGCUCCCCUUGCCUCGACUUGAGCCGCCUAGACAAAGUCCUGGCCACUGUGGUGCGGGAGCGGCGGACCGACCUGGUCAUCAUCGAGGGCAUGGGCCGCGCCAUCCACACCAACUACUACGCGGCGCUGAGCUGCGAGAGCCUCAAGCUGGCCGUCAUCAAGAACUCCUGGCUGGCCGAGCGCCUGGGCGGCAAGAUCUUCAGCGUGGUCUUCAAGUACGAGGUGCCGCCCAAGACGCAGCAGGGGCAGCACUAGCCCGGGGGGGCCAAGUCCAGGGCUCCACCACAGGCCACUGCAGAAAAAGCUUCAUCAUCACUGGAGGGCUGGAGGAGAGAUGGAGGCCGCAGUACUCUGGAGCCAGGAAGUCAGGAAGUGUGUAUCAGUGUUUGUGUUGUGUGGAGGAAGAGGCAGUGGGGGGUGGGGUCAGGGCUCGGGGAAAGCCCACGGAUAGAGGAGGAAUUACACUCGCCUUGUCAGUCAAAGAAAUGAAUCCGCCCUGACGCAGUGUUGCUUAGCGACAGACUAAUAACCCUGACCUCUUGAAAUUGAAUGUGUUGUUGAAACGAAACAAAACAAAACAGAAAUCUGAAGUACAAAAUCAAUAUUAGAAGUUAAUCAGCCAACUAUAGCAACAGAAGUGAUCACAUUUGAUUUUAGCUUUUUUUCCCCACAGUGAUAAUGAUGUGCCCAUGAGAGAGGGUAAAAGAAUGAAAUGAUUCUAUCUGUAACUGGACUGGAGAAGUACUGUAGGGCAAUGGGAGGGGGGUGUUCAAUAUGCUCAGUGCCACCUGGGUCUCCAGGGAACAAAUCACCCCACAUACGCACUUCUGUUUCAUCAGUAUUCCUCCUAUUCCUUGAGCAUCUUUUCUGGGGAUUAGAGUAAAAAUAGGUGUUAUGAUUUUGUGUGUGUGUGCGCGUGUGUGUGUAUGUGUGCGCGCGUGUGUGUGUGUGGGAUGUCGUAAUGUCGCUAGUGGUUUUUGAAGAUCACCAUUUUGCAGCACAGACACUCAGUUGCCAUUUUGUUAGGGACACUGAGGUAAAACGAAUGCAAUCCAACACACCUGCAAUAAAUCAGAGCUGAAACUCAUUUAGAGAGCUGUAGAUUCAACUGUACGCUUAUUUCAGAGGCUGAAGGUGGUAGGACUUGAAUUGAACAUGUUUCUGCUAUUUUAAUCUCAUUUAAAUCAGUAUGGCUAAACAUAAAGGCCUUUGUGUUUAAUUCAAUGCAGUUCUAUAGCACUGCAAGCUAAAGGUACAUCCUCCAAAAUGAUCAUACAGUAGAAUUGCCAGCUCUCUCAAACUGUUACCACAUAAACUGAACAGUGUGACAAUCAUGAACAGAGAUUUAUUGCAAGAUUGUUCUUUUUUGACUAUAUUGACUUUUGCGAGGUAUACUUAAUAGACUUUGCAACUGAGUGUAGUCUAGACAGACUGACAAACAAAGCCCUGCAAACAACUCUUAAGUCACCGCAGGACAUUUAACUCACUGGCGCUUUGCAUCUCUGUACGUCUGCCUCCUUUUGUUGAUAUAGCAGUGUGUGUUCACGAACACCUGCGUUGGGGUCCUGACAUCAUUAUCUCCCUAUGAGAACAGAUGAUGAUCUGGAUCUUUUUUUUUUUUUUUUUUUUAAAAAGCAUCCUAGACCUUGUGUCAGCACAUUGAUCAUAUUCUCUCGUGGUAAACUGGUUAUCGUGUGUAUGUAAGUAUCUGUGCCUUGAAGUUUAAUUUUGGCCCCACUGGGGGAUCUAAAAAAUAUAUGAUGAUUCAGGAGUUGGAAUCUCCUAUUACUAUUGCAAAAUCCAAAGUAGUGAUUUUCCACAAACUCACCUCCGUCUGAUGGACAUGAUCAUUCAGUUGUCUUAAGGGGGAGAAAUUCCAGACCGAUGGCGUUCUUGUUUUCCUUAUCAAAAGUGAUUGAGUGUGGGCUCUGGAUGUCACUUGUCAAAGCUACCACUAGGUGUCAGUCUGCGCAUGUAGAUCAUACUCAACAUGAAACGUUGACUUCUUAGGAGUCUCGUGUUUGAGGAAGUCGUCUCAGCCAGUGGACGGUGCUGUCACAAUGCACCGGAUGUUUUGUUGUGUGAAACUGUAUGUGGUUAUCAUCUUCAUCAAUUGACUUCAGGGUUGGACAGUCAAUAUUCAUACUUUACUGUACCUGUAUUAUAACACUGUCCUCAGAAAGACAGAAUGUAUUAGUUGUGUGUGUGUGUGUGUGUGUGUGUGUGUCUGUGUCUGUGUGUCAUGAGUAGCUGUUAUUGCUCGCUCUCGCUCUCUCUCUCUCUCUCUCUCUUUUGCACCCUUGUGCUCUCUCUCUCUCGCACUCUCUCUCUCUCUCUCUCUCUCUCUCGUGCUCUCUCUCACUCACUCUCGCGCUGUCUCUGUUGGUCGGUCUGCCUGUCUGUCUGUGGAUGUGGAUUUGGUUGUGGAUUUGGUUGGUCCACACGUUCAGGGCUAACAAAAAAAGAGCACCUUUACGCGCUCAUGUGUUGGGUAGAGUGAGCAUGCACGAGCGUCUGUAUCUGCAUGCGUGUCAACACAUUUGUGUAUGUGAGAGCAAGCAAAGUGUUCCAAUACAGGUUGUGUCUGGCCUUUUUUUUUUUGCAUAAUCAACUCAGCUCUGAGUACCUUCUGCCAAGUCCCUUAAAGGUACUUAUGACGCUGGCAAAUGUGUGUCUAGACAAGAACAUGUUCUCAACCAACCAUGUUUUAUUUUUGUUUCAUUUUUUGGGGGGAAGACUGUUUUCCUGCUCUGAUUGUGUUAAGUCUGAAAACUGUGUCAGACCAAAGCUGCUGGUUUUAUGUCCUUGUCUGUUGUGUGUCCAAAGCUUUAUCUGCGCUGUCCAUAAGACUCUUGUGAAAUUCUUUUGUAUGAUCAUAAUGUAAAUACACUGUAAGUGUGUAAAUAUAAGCAGUCCCGUCUGCAUAUCUUGGCCUUUCGUCGAGGUGCACAGUAUUUUAGCAAAAUUGUUAUCUUGACAAUCACAUGUAAUUACAUUCUUAAAUAUAUUUUCAGAAGUGUUCACCAGUGUUGGCUGCUCUGUUGUUCUUUUUUUAUUCUCUCACCUUAUCCUGAAUAAACUCAAAGACUGUGGAACAAAAACACUCAUGGCUCUGAUGGGAAUGUGUGAGCUCCAAUGUUAUAACAGGACUGUAUGAGGAGGUCAAUAGGAGGAACUCUGUUCAGUCAAAUCGGUAGGAAUUUACAUGCGAUUCCUGAAAACAUGGAGCAUUGUGUGUUGCUUAGCAUUGUGCUGUCAACGCCUUGGCUUGAGACCAGCCGAAGUUGCCACCGCUUCUUUGCCAGUGUGUUGUCUUUCCCAGAUGGCGGGGGAGAGGCUGUGUCA